Microthlaspi erraticum is the source of this 1194-nucleotide messenger RNA. Lineage: Eukaryota; Viridiplantae; Streptophyta; Magnoliopsida; Brassicales; Brassicaceae. The record is from the annotation of a GenBank genome assembly.
AUGCUCGGGCGGCUUUUGUUAAUUCUCAUCGGCUCAGUGCAUGUUACGUAUGCGAUAUCGAUGCUAUUAAAACGAAAAUCAUCUCAGCGAUCUGUGAAGAAAAGUUAUCGGAGAAUUGAAGGCGAAGACAAGAUCAGUGCGUUGCCGGACGAUUUGCUCGUGCAUAUAUUGUUGUUUGUCUCAACCGAAGAUGCAGUGAGGACUAUGAUCUUGUCCAAACGAUGGCGGUUCGUAUGGACGAUGUUGCCAAAACUCUGGUACCCAGAGAUCAACGAUGAUAAUACUCACAAAAUAUUUACUAGCGGUUUGUUUGGUCGUUUUCUUGGUCGUUUAUUUGGCAAACAACGGUCUAUUUGGCGGUUUGUUGAAGAGUCAUUACAGCUCCACAAGGCACCUAUACUAGAAUUAUUAGCAAUAGAACUCGGUCCUCGAUGUCCUGUCAAUGUUGACGUGGAAAAGUGGAUUGUAGAUGCGGUUGAUCGUAGGGUGCGGGAGCUAGGGCUUGUGCUCAAUUGGUCCUCGAAGCCUACCAGCUUACCUACAAGCCUUUACACGUGUGAUACGCUUGUUAAACUAUAUCUUUCCUACAAGAUUCUCGUGGAUGUUCCUUCUCCAGUGUGCCUCCCAUCCCUCAAAACUCUUUUCCUUCAACAUGUGGUGUAUAAAGAUGAGGAUUCUCUCGUUAGGCUUUUAUCGAACUGUCCCGUUCUCACACAGUUGGGCGUGGACCGACAUCACCAUGACAACUUGAGAAACUUCACUAUAAAAGUCCCAUAUCUGGAAUACUUAUUAUAUGAUUAUGUUGAAUUAGGAGAAGUGGACAACCAAGUUAUUGGAGGAUCUUUGGUAAUAGAUUCUCCGGCUUUAAAGAUAAUCUCCUUGAGAGAUUUUUCCGAGGAUUCUUGCUCUCUUGAGGACAGGCCACGUCUUGAAAAAGCAAGUAUCAACGUUUAUCAGGACCUGGAUGCCAAGUUUAUGAGGUCUCUUUCCUCAGUCGUGUAUCUCGAACUAGGUUUGAGCGUUGCAACGGUUGCAUGGUGUAACGCUAUUAACUUCUCCCAGCUUACGGAGUGUAAGCUUGCUCUUUUAUAUGACUUCGACUGGUUGGAUUCACUAAUGAUGUUUCUUCACAAAACUCCUAAGCUGAAAGUUCUUUUUAUCGACCAGGUUUGUAGUUUCUCUCACGGUAGUUAA